UCUGUAUCCGAUGUCUCCGCAGUGCUCGUCCCCGUGUCCUGUGCCUGCGCUGAGUGCGCUCUGCUCGGUGCUCCCGGUACCGCCUUCCCGGUGAUGCUGCGAGUGCGUCUUGGAGUUGGUGCUGUCCCUACAUCGGAGCCAGGUCUGCAGCAGUGACCGGUGGCUGCCGUACCCGCCAGGGCAUUGGCCUCCGGAUCUCCGGUACUGGUUCACGCCGGUGCUGCGGUGUCUCAGGCUGCCUGCCGGGCCAGUCUCCCCCGACCGCAGGUUCCGGUGAUGGGGCCCCCAGCGGGCCCCGGGCUGUUCCUGCUCUUCCUCGGCUCCCUGCGGAUCUGUGCAGCCAAAUAUGUGCGGGGUAACCUGAGCACCAAGGAGGACUGGGUCUUCCUCACACGAUUCUGUUUCCUGUCAGAUUUUGGACGUCUUGAAUUCAGAUUUAAAUACCCAGAAGCCAAAUGCUGCCAGAACAUCCUGCUGUACUUCGAUGACCCAUCUCAGUGGCCAGCAGUGUACAAGAAGGGGAACAAGGACUGCCUGAUGAAGGAGUCUGUUAUCCGACCGGAGAACAACCAGGUCAUUAACCUGACUACGCAGUAUGUUUGGUCUGGCUGUCAGGUGAUAAAAGACGCUGGUCAGAGCUAUUUGAGCUGCAACAGUGGGAGAAGCUUCCGUUCUGUCCGCGAGCGAUGGUGGUACAUAGCGCUGAGCAAGUGUGGGGGGGACGGGCUACAGUUAGAAUAUGAAAUGACUCUUACAAAUGGCAAAUCCUUUUGGACAAGACACUUCUCCGCAGAUGAGUUUGGAAUCCUGGAAACUGAUAUCACCUUCCUUCUGAUCUUCGUCCUCAUCCUUCUCCUGUCGUGUUAUUUUGGCUAUCUACUACGAGGACGGCAACUUCUCCACACCACGUACAAGAUGUUCAUGGCGGCAGCUGGAGUGGAGGUGCUCAGUCUGGUCUUCUUCUGUAUCUACUGGGGACAGUACGCGCAGGAUGGAGUGGGCAGCCCCAGUAUCAAAGUACUAGCCAAGCUGCUGUUCUCGGCCAGUUUCCUCAUCUUUUUGCUUAUGCUGAUUCUACUUGGGAAAGGAUUUACAGUGACGAGAGGCCGCAUUAGCCACUUGGGUUCCAUCAAGCUGUCUGUCUACAUGACACUGUACACGGUGACCCACACAGUGCUAUUCAUACACGAGGCACAGUUCUUUGACCCUGCGCAGGUCCUGUACACCUACGAGUCCCCUGCUGGCUACGGGAACAUUGCUCUGCAGUUCCUGGCCUACAUAUGGUUCUGCUACGCUGUACUAGUGACACUCAAGCAUUUCCCUGAGAAGCAGGCUUUCUACGUGCCCUUCUUUGCAGCAUAUACACUCUGGUUCUUUGCGGUGCCUGUCAUGGCUCUGAUUGCUAACUUUGGAAUACCGAAAUGGGCCCGUGAGAAGAUUGUGAAUGGGAUCCAGCUGGGAAUCCACUUCUAUGCACACGCAGUAUUCCUGAUAAUCACUAGGCCGUCUGCAGCCAAUAAGAACUUCCCAUACCACGUGCGCACGUCUCAGAUUGGAAUCAUGGAACAGAGCACAGAGAAGUUUCCCCAUCACGUGUAUGGCAAUGUCACAUUUAUCAGUGACUCUGUUCCCAAUGUCACCGAACUCUUCUCUAUUCCCAGCAGCAAUGGGAAUGCUGCAGUGAUAAAUAAGCCAGUGCAGUACCCAGUGACCCUGGGCCAGUGCUAUUCACAGCUGACAUCUGACUCGCAUCAUGUGAUCACUCAGCCAUCACUGAAUGGAGCUGCCGGAAACCAGAAAGUGCCAGUCGGGGAGACACAGCUUGGGGGACUCCAACAGCUCCAUGCCCCCCAAAUCCAUCACCAGAAUGGAUUUCCUGAAUAUUUUAGUAUACGCUCAGCGGGGCCCCAGCCUAUCUAAGCUGCAGUAGCAAAAAAAGAAGACUACAGUCCGCACUGAGACCAGAUGGACCUUUGUAAGCCAGACAUGGGCUGACUGUCUGGAUGUGUGCGUGGACACAAUAUGUAAGAGUUUAUCUGAAUGGGUGUUUCUUAAUAAUGACAUGUCCAUGUGUAUAUAUUUUCAUACUACUUACGUAUGUUUGUGUGUGCAUGAGCAGAAAUAGUCAAGCAAAUAGUUAUGUGCCUACAUCUGUGCCUCUGCCUGGGGUCUUGUCUUAAUCAAUGUAUUCGUUUUCCCAGAUCCUGUCAGUAAUGCUCUUGGUUCAUUCAUUUUAGUUUUCUCUCAGUCCUUAUUCUUUGUUUGUUUUAUAUAGCUGCUUAAAUGUAACUCUUCAUAUCUGUAUUGUAAUUUCCCAUCUCCUGUUCUUUACAGUUUCCUGGAUCGCUCCAUCCCACCUGUCUGUCAUUUCCUGGCUCUCUCCAUCCAACCUGUCUGUCAUUUUCUGGAUCUCUCCAUCCCACCUGCCUCGUUUCCUGGAUCGCUUCAUCCCAACUGUCUGUCGUUUCCUGGAUCUCUCCAUCCCACCUAUCUGUGUAUUCUUGGAUCUCCCCAUCCUACCUGUCUGUAGUUUUUUGGAUCUCUCCAUCCUACCUGUCUGUGGUUUCCUGGAUCUCUCUAUCCCACCUGUCUGUGGUUUUCUGGAUCUCACCUUCUCACCUGUCUGUAGUUUUCUGGAUUUCUCCAUCCCAUAUGUGUGUAGUUUCCUGGAUUUCUCCAUACCACUUGUUUGUAGUUUCCUGGAUUUCUCCAUACUUUCUGCCUGCAGUUUCCUGGUUUUCUCCAUCCUUCCUGUCUGUAGUUUUCUAGAUCUAUCUUUUACACCUCUCUGUAGUUUCCUGGAUCUCUCCAUCCCAGCUAUAUGUAGUUUCCCAAAGCUCUCCAUUCCGUCUUUAUGUAGCUUCCUAGAUCUCCGUUCCUUCUAUCUGUAGUCUCCUAGGUCUCUCUGUUCCAUCUAUCUGUAGUUUCCAAGAUCUUUUUGCUCCAUCUAUCUGUAGUCUCCUAGAUCUCUGUUCCAUCUGUAGUUUCCUAGCUCUUUCUAUUCCAUCUAUCUGUAGUUUUUCAGAAAUCUUUAUUCUCACAUUGGGUAUUUAUGUGCUCCUAAUGUUUGCACUUCUCUUUUUGUCACUGUAGUUUUCUAGAGCUCUCCAUCCCAUCUAUCUGUAGUCUCCUAGAUCUCUCUGUUCCAAUCUGUAUGUAGUCUCCUAGAUCUCUGUUCUAUCUGUAGCUUCUCUGUUCCAUCUAUCUGCAGUCUCCUAGAUCUCUGUUCCAUUUAUCUGUAGCUGCCUAUAUCUCUCUGUCCCAUCUAUCUGUAGUUUCCUAGAUAUCUCUAUUCCAUCUGUAUUACCAUCUCUAUUCCAUCUGUAGUCUCCUAGAUCUCUCUGUUCCAUCUAUAUGCAGUUUAAUAGUUCCUAGAUCUCCCUAUUCCAUAUAUAUGUAGUCUACUAGAUCUCCCUGUUCCAUCUGUUUGUAGUCUCGUAAAUAUCUCUGUUCCAUCUGUAGUUCUCUAGAUCUCUGUUACAUCUAUAUGUAGUCUCCUAGAUCUCUCUGUUCCAUCUAGAUAUCUCUGAUUCAUCUAUCUGUAGUUUCCUAAAUCUCUCGGCUCCAUCUAUCUGUAGUUUCCUAGAUUAGAUAUCUCUGUUCCAUCUAUCUGCUGUUUCCUAGUUCCUAGAUCUCCCUAUUCCAUACAUCUGUAGUCUACUAGAUCUCUCUAUUCCAUCUGUCUGUAGUCUCCUAAAUAUCUCUAUUCCAUCUGUAGUUCUCUAGAUCUAUGUUACAUCUAAAUGUAGUCUCCUAGAUCUCUCUGUUCCAUCUAGAUAUCUCUUAUUCAUCUAUCUGUAGUUUCCUAGCUCUUUCUUUUCCAUCUAUCUGUAGUUUCCUAAAUCUCUCGGUUCCAUAUAUCUGUAGUUUCCUAGAUAUCUCUGAUCCAUCUAUCUGUAGUUUCUUAAAUCUCUCAAGCCCAUCUGUCUGUAGUUUCCUGGAUUUCUCCAUCAAUCUUGUCUGCAGUUUCCUGGAUUUCUCCAUCCUAACUGCCUGUAGUUUCCUAGAUUUGUCACCUCUCUGUAGUUUCCUGGAUCUCUUCAUCCCACCUAUCCUAGAUCUCUCCAUUCCAUCUAUCUGUAGUUUCUAGAUCUCUCUAUCCCACCUAAGUGUAGUCUCCUAGAUCUUUGUGUUCCAUCUAUCUGUAGUCUCCUAUAUUUCUCUAUUCCAUCUAUUUGUCGUCUCCUAGAUCUCUCUGUUCCAUCUGUCUGUAGUCUCCUAGAUCUUUGUUCCAUCUGUAGUUUCCUAGCUCUCUCUUUUCCAUCUAUCUGCAGUUUCCCAAAUAUCUCCAUCCCAUCUGUCUGUAGUAUACUGAAUUUUUCCAUCCAUCUUGUCUGUAGUUUCCUGCAUUUAUCCAUCCCUCCUGUCUGCAAUUUCCUGGAUUUCUUCAUCCCUCAUGUCUGCAGUUUCCUUGAUUUCUCUUUCAUUCCUGCCAGUAGUUUCCUAGAUAUAUCUAUUACACCUCUUUGUAGUUUCCUGGAUCUCUCCAUCCCACCUAUCUGUAAUGUCCUAGUUCUCUUUGUUCUACCUGUAGUUUCCUCUGUUCCAUCUAUCUGUAUCUCUCCAUGCCAUCUGUCUGUAGUUUAGUGGGUUUCUCCAUCCCUCCUGUCUGUAGUUUCCUGUAUUUCUCCAUCCCUUCUGUGUGUAGUUUCCUGUAUUUCCCCAUCCUUGCUGUCUGCAGUUUCCUGGAUUUCUCCAUCCUUCCUGCCUGUAGUUUCCUAGAUUUGUCAUCUCUCUGUAGUUUCCUGGAUCUCUCCAUCCCACCUGUCCAUUUCUAGAUCUCUCCAUUCCACCUAUCUGCAGUCUCCUAGAUCUCUGUGUUCCAUUUAUAUGUAGUCUCCUAGAUCUCUCUGUUCCAUUUGUCUGUAGUCUUCUAGAUCUCUCUGUUCCAUGUGUAGUUUCCUAGAUCUCACUGUUCCAUCUAUCUGUAGUCUCCUAGAUUUCUCUAUACCAUCUAUCUGUCGUCUCCUAGAUCUCUCUGUUCCAUCUGUCUGUAGUCUCCUACAGUAGAUCUUUGUUCCAUCUGUAGUUUCCGAGAUCUCUCUGUUUCAUCUACUGUAUCUGUAGUGUCCUGGGUCUCUCUGUUCCAUCUAUCUGUAGUCUCCUAGAUCUCUCUGUUCCAUCUAUAGUUUCCUAGAUCUCACUGGUCCAUCUAUCUGUAGUCUCCUAGAUCUCUGUGUUCCAUCUAUAUGUCGUCUCCUAGAUCUCUCUGUUCCAUUUUGUCUGUAGAUCUCUCUGUUCCAUCUGUAGUUUCCUAGAUAUCACUGUUCCAUCUAUCUGUAGUCUCCUAGAUUUUUUUAUUCCAUCUUUCUGUCGUCUCCUAGAUCUCUCUGUUCCAUCUGUCUGUAGUCUCCUAGAUCUUUGUUCCAUCUGUAGUUUCCUAGAUAUCACUGUUCCAUCUAUCUGUAGUCUCCUAGAUUUUUUUAUUCCAUGUUUCUGUCGUCUCCUAGAUCUCUCUGUUCCAUCUGUCUGUAGUCUCCUAGAUCUUUGUUCCAUCUGUAGUUUCCUAGAUCUCUCUGUUCCAUCUAUCUGUAGUCUCCUAGAUCUCUCUGUUCCAUCUAUAUGUAGUCUCCUAGAUCUUUGUUCCAUCUGUAGUUUCCUAGAGCUCUCUGUUCCAUCUAUCUGUAGUCUCUCUGUUCCAUCUAUUUGUAAUUUCCUAGAUCUCUCUGUUUCAUCUGUAGAUCUCUCUGUUCAUCUGUCUGUAGUCCCCUAGAUCUCUCAGUUCCAUCUUUAGUUUCCUAGAUCUUUCAGUUCCAUCUGUAGAUCUCUCUGUUUCAGCUAUCUGUAGGUCCCUAGAUCUCUCUGUUCCAUCUGUAGUAUCCUAUAUCUUUCUGUUCCAUCUGUAGUUUCCUAGAUCUCUCUGUUUCAUCUAUCUGUAGUUUCCGGGAAUUCUUGAUUCUAACGUUGGGUAUUUAUAUGCUCCUAAUGUUUGCUCUUCUCUUCUUGGUUCAGCCCUAAUUUGACUUCUCUUCAUUGUAGUUUUAUCUUAAGGUUGUCAGCCAUUUGUAUAUAAUGAUGAAUAAUUUCCAAACUGGUGUGCUCUCUUGUCCAAGCAUAGCUAGUGGCACAAAUGGGAUGGGUGAGAAGGGAUAUGGGGGUAUUAUGAGUAUGCGUAGCAUAUUAUGGAGCUCACAUCAGAUGGACAUUGGUAUAGCUGUGGAUUACUACUAGAUACUGUAUUACAUAUGAAAUGCUCUGAGGCAUGUUUUCUAACCACCUACUGUGUCCCCAUGUGUAAUGUCUGAUUGAGUUUUGAUUAUUUUUAUAGUGAAAUGAAAGCACCUCGGUUCAGUAUGGUUACCAGUGGCUCCUUUUAUCCACUCACUGCAGUGUUACAGAUGGUGUCUAAUUAUACAUAUACCCUCCGCAUAUAUUGUAUAAGAAACAUCAAGUGACCUGCUUGGGAUACUCCUAUAGAUGGUAAGCUAGCCAAUGCAUGGGUAACAAAACAUGACCCGGCAUCGUCUCCAUUCAAAGAUCAUUGUCCACUGUUGCUUUUACCCUUUGUGGUGACCUGUUAUCUACACACAGUGGGUUGUGUGGCUGAAACAACAUUCAGCAUAUUAAUUCUUCGGCAAGUAGUGACGUCACUCAGACAUGAAGAUCAGCCAAUGAGGAGCCUUGUGCCACAAAGCUACCAUUAGUUCUUACUGAAUUCCUAGUUUGAAUAUUGCUUUAUUCCAGAAAUUGGCUGAUUCCACUGUGUAUAUGUGAGUGGGUCUACUUACCCACUGAUGUGGUAUGAAGUCAGAAUGUCAACAUUCACAAUAUCGGCAGAAGGUCGACAUGGGUAAAAUGUUGAAAUUAACAGAAUGUCAACAAAAAAGGUCAACAUUGUCAUAAUGUCUACAUUUCCUUUAAGGUUAAUGUUAACGCUUUAGGGCCCUACACACUUGGCGAUAUUGAAGGACGAUAUGAACGAUAUAGUUAAAAAAUGAACGAUAUUGUUAAAAAAUGAACGAUAAAUCAUUCAUAUCGUUCAGUGUGGAUGCAUCAACGAUGAACGAUGCACGUCCACGCAGUCGUUCAUCUUUGGUCGAUCAUCGUUUAUUCAUGCGAGACAAUUUGGACGAUAUCGAUGUAAUGUAAUGUUAGAUCGUCCAAAUCGCCCAUAAAAAUCAUUCAGUGUGUAUGUAAAAAAUAGUUGCUGAAAAAUCGGGCAACAAUAAUAUCGUUGGUCGUCAAAAUCGGCCAAAUCGCCAAACGUAUAGGGCCCUUUACUGUGAGUCUGAGAAUUUAGCCGGGUACACACUUGUACAAUGUCGGGAUGAUUUGCCGUUUUGUAACGACAAGUCGUCUACAUCUAGCAUUGUGUACGCAUGAUUGCACGCUCCCGCAGGUUGUUAGCGUCAUCUUCCGAUCGGCCCUGCUGCAGGGCCGACAGAAGAUAUUGCUAGUAAUUUAGGCAGUAUAUAGUAUGUAUGUGCGUUCAGCCAGUGUCCGUUGGUCCGGGCCGAAGGCAAUUCGGCUCAACCAUCGGGACGACUGGUCUCUAGUCUGAUUAGACAAAUAAGACAUUGUCGAUAUUAAAGACCAGAGCGAUAGCUGAGGUGCUGGUGUCAAGUACAGGAAACCACUCUGUUAAUAUAAAGUAAAAUGAUUUAAUGAAGAAAAAUACAAAUAUGCGAAAUACACAUAAAAAUGCAAACACCACCGGUAGUAAUAAAUCAAGCAAUCAGACCGAAAUGAGCCUACAGUAAAAGAGCAGCAGUAUAUCAAAGUGUCACAGUCCAAUCAUCAAAUGACAAUGUGACCUAAUUGUACCAACACUGAUAAAAACUACAGUCCCAGGGAAGUAGGAGUGCAAGUACCCAAUUUGAUGAACAAUUGAAUAAUACUUAAAUACUAUAUGGACGUUCAGCAGAAAAAAGUAACAGUGACUCCAAACCAGCUACCUGCUACGGAGUCCAUAUUCAUACACCGGCAGCUAUUACACUACGACCUUUGCCGGCUGUCGGAUCCUAACUAACAGCGGCUUUACCAUUAUGUCUAUGCCGUCUGCUCAUUUUGUCGCUGCAUCAGCUGGGUUUGCUGGAAUACCGCAAGGUCCUGCUCCAUUAACUGAGCCUGCCAUCUAUACAGGAUGGCGGACAGAGGCUACACCGAACCAUAAGCUCAAGUAUUAGGUCAGCCCUAAUAUACUACAUUAAUCUAAUGCUCUGGGAGGUUAAUAUAUGAGACUCUCUGACAUAAGAAUCCUAAGACUCUCUGACAUUAGAAUCCUGCUUUUGCAGGCAACAGGUGUUCCAUCUCAGGUUAACCUUAUUGUGAGUGUUCUGGGACGCCUAGUUUCUUUCACUGGGUUAUUUUUGUCACUAAAGCAGUGUCGACAUUAAUACCAUGUCAACCGAAUGUGGACAUAAUGUACUACAACCAUCUUUAUAAGUGUAUCCUAAAUAACUGUGAGGAGCUCUCUUAUACCCUCUUGUGGCAGAACCAAGCACUGCAUACUGCACAAAGAAAGGCAAGGGUGUUAAAUGACUUGCUUAAUAAAGCUCAUUUUUAUAUUUAAAAA
Messenger RNA from Pseudophryne corroboree (corroboree frog), 8515 nucleotides. RefSeq names its product transmembrane protein 145 (gene TMEM145). The record is from RefSeq and is a predicted model, not a curated record. The transcript has 15 exons. Bases 277 to 1920 code for a protein of 547 amino acids. Gene Ontology annotation, biological process: G protein-coupled receptor signaling pathway; response to pheromone. NCBI's taxonomy places the organism in Eukaryota, Metazoa, Chordata, Amphibia, Anura, Myobatrachidae.